AUGAUGAAGAGCUUGAUCUUAAUUGCGAUCACUAUUAUUGCUGGUGCGAUGGCAAUGAGUAUUAAGACGGAUGAUGAUUCAUGUCCAUUUCCUUCGCAGCUCAAACCCAAAUAUGAUUUCAGUUGGAAAUCAAAAAGUGGCGAAUGGCAAAAUUUAACUGCUACAACAGCCUAUAUGAUGCUUGCACUUUCCUGGAGUCCAACUUACUGUGCUACGCUAUCACAAGCAAAUCGUGACAAAGAAUUUCAAUGUAUGCCCAGCAAUGGAUUUGGUUUGAUUGUUCAUGGAUUGUGGCCUCAAGCAGCUAAAGCUCCUAAUGUUCGUGCCCAUCCACGUAAUUGUCGUGAUGAAGCACAACUGAAUGCAACAUUUGUGAAACGAUUUUUUUGUAUCAUGCCUUCAGAAGAUCUUAUGCAAGGCGAAUGGGAAAAACACGGCACUUGUUAUUAUAACCAACCAAUGGAUUAUUAUGUGAUUACAGAAAAAAUUUAUCAAGCUCUUCGUAUUCCAACAAAUAAUGUUAUGACAAGUUCAUCUGCAGUAGUGAUUAAAGAUGCUUUUCUCACUCUUAAUUCACCGGCACUAUUUGCAUCAGCUGUUCAAAUUGAUAUGUCAGGCAGUAAAUUGAAAGAAGUAAAAAUCUGUUAUGAUUUACAAUUUCGAUAUGCUAGUUGCACAUAA
Molecule: messenger RNA, 681 nt
Organism: Adineta steineri
Lineage: Eukaryota; Metazoa; Rotifera; Eurotatoria; Adinetida; Adinetidae
Source: the annotation of a GenBank genome assembly